This is a messenger RNA of Arabidopsis arenosa, 2709 nucleotides long. Lineage: Eukaryota; Viridiplantae; Streptophyta; Magnoliopsida; Brassicales; Brassicaceae. The record is from the annotation of a GenBank genome assembly.
AAUAAAAGACCAAUAUCAACUCGUCUAAACUUAUACGCAUGUAAUCCGUGUGUAGACUACGGGGCAGGUAAAGACAUUUUUUGGUCUAUAAAGUUUAAUGUUUCUUCCCAUAACAACAUAUCGAACAAAUUUCUUCUUGAUCACUUGGUAAAUCAAGAUAUCUCAUAGAUUGGUCCGGGUCUUCGAUGGACGAAAAAGAACAGCUCCCACCGCAACAUCAUCAAGUGUUUAUCAACUUCCGCAGAAAGAAGCUACUCAACAACUUCAUCAGCCGUCUUGUGAAUGCCCUUAAUGAUUGUGGGAUCAAAGUAGUCACCGAUCCAGGCAAGGAUGAAGGUCAAGAUAUCAACAAUCUUUUCAAGAUGAUAGAAGAUUCAAGAAUCGCACUUGUUGUAUUCUCGAGCAGGUAUACGAAAUCAAGAUGGUGCUUGGACGAGCUGGCGAAGAUCAAGGAGCGCCAAGAUCAAGGGAUGCUCAAGGUGCUUCCUAUCUUCUAUAAGGUUAUGACAAGCAACGUAAAGCAACUCAAAGGUGAUUUUGGGAAGCAUUUUUGGGAACAAGAAAGAAAGUGUAAGGCAUCCAGAAUGAAGAAAUGGAAGAAGGCAUUGGAGUAUGUUUCCGGUAAUAUUGGUGGUCUAAGAUGGAACACGGAAAGUUCGGAGAGCAGUUUCAUUGGGUCAAUCGUCAGCAAUGUCUUGAAAUUGCUAGACAAAAUUUCUUCGACUGAGCAGACUGCAAAAUAUCAACCCAAUCAUCUUUUUGAACAAGAAGAGACUUCUUCGAGAAGCAUCCUCGCAGCUGCACAGGAAACACAACCUAGAAAGAGCAUAGGUUUCAACGUCGGAGGCAGCUCAUUAGCUAACCCAACCAAUGUAUCACAACGCCAUAGUGUACCAUCUGAAAUAUAUCAUGGUAACCCGGCUUGGCAUGGCUUUAGUUCCGGAUCAUCAAGAGGGAAAUCACUAGCUCUCUAUGACAAUGUAUACGGACAAUAUCGUUUGAAAUGGCUCGCUAGGCUUGGUUUACGUUCCAGUUUACCCGAAGACAACUCAUUACCUCCCAAAACUGAUAUAUCGGGAUUUCGUUGGCCGGCUUUACAAGCUCCAUAUAGCACCACAAGUUCCUUUACAACUAGUUUAGCCGAGGGAUCUAGACUAGAUGAACCUCCGCUAAGAGAUAUCUUUAACAUGGGUCAACAUGCAGAUUCUGCUUAUGCCAGAGGAAAUCCAUUAGUAUAUCCGACCAUUCAAUCAAGGCCCGGUAUACAGCUGGCACAUCAAGCUUAUAGCAUGGUUCGAUCCAAUCCAGAUACGAGCUCAAACGCCUACACGAACCAUAAUGCUCAAUAUGGGGAUCUCUCUGGCGACUUCUCAUACCUAUGGAAUCCAUUAGUGGGCGUUAGAACAGCCCCUAUAUCUAAAUUCCCAUGGACGGAGAGUUCUGAUGAAUAUUCCGACUCAGAGCUCUUCCUUGGACUUCACGGAACUUGUAAGCAACCUAUAAAUCUGCUUCCAUGGCAAAUCCUAUUCAAAGAGAAUUCAACUCUGCUCUUUGACCCUGAAGAAAACAAAGCUCACGAAAUUCAACAUCCCGGAAUCGACUUUUCGGAUAGGUAUGUUCUUACUAGCUGCAGCAAUUGGCUCUUGAUGAUUGAUUAUAAUGUAGCUUUCUUUCUCAUAAACGUGUUCACUCGUGAGAGAAUCAAUCUUCCAUCCAUAGAGUCAUCGAUUAUUGGUCUUGGUCAAGCACAUUUUGUCGAGCCAACCGACAUAAUUUCUGCGAAAAAACAAGCUUGUCUUUGGAUAGAUGAGACAACAAAGGAUUAUGUUGUUGCUUGGAGUUAUAACCAAUACCACUUAUUCAUAAACAAGAAAGGAGAUGAUUCAUGGUCGAGUCUUGAAGACACAAAGUGUCUGUAUAUUGCUUGUAAUAAAGACUACAAGCUUUAUGUGUAUACAUUAGAUAGUUGCAUCAAGAUUUUUGAUAUAUCUAGUGAUUGCCCUGAAGAGAUUGUCGAAGAAAAUCCGUACCGUAACCAUCCGUUUCGCUUUCGCCUUUUUUCCCAACCUGGGGAACAUUAUUGGACGCAGAGAAUGGCGGUUACUAGCUUUGGAGAGGUUCUGAUGAUCGUGAGCUUAAGAUGGUUGGGAAAUAAACGUUUGUUUCAUAUUUAUAAGAUGAAUUUGGAGAAAAGUAGUUGGGAAAGAGUAGAUUCUCUUGGAGGUGAGAUGUUGAUAUUUGGUCAUGGGGUCACGAUAAGAGCACCAAUGAAAGAUAUUAGUAGUUUGGGAAUCAAGAGUGAUUCUAUUUGGUUCUCUGGUGAAGGUCUUUGGCCAGAAAUUGAUCCUUAUAGUCCCUACACACCACUUAAUUGCGGUGUGUUUGAUCUUACGACAAGUACAAUCACAUGGUUUAAACCAUUAGAUGUUUCGUUCUUGAAGAGUUUGUGGUUAGUUCCAGCAUAAUCUUAAGUCUUGUUCUGGAGUUUGGUUUCUCAUUUGAUCUAAUCAAAAGAUCUAGAUAGAAUCAGGAGCUGAAGCAGAGCCAAGUUGUUUCGGCUACUCUGACUUUAGAUUUACUAUCGAUUUGUUCAAGUAUUGUGAUGUUGUAAGCUUUUCUUGUCACCUUUAUUUUGCGAAGUUUAAGCAAUGAUUUUCUUUGGGAAAUUUGUGGAUUUAAAUCUUUGGUUGAUAAAAGUUUGUGUUUCUA